Erythranthe guttata (spotted monkey flower) is the source of this 985-nucleotide messenger RNA. RefSeq names its product Nitrogen regulatory PII-like, alpha/beta (gene CUTA). Gene Ontology annotation, biological process: response to metal ion. Lineage: Eukaryota; Viridiplantae; Streptophyta; Magnoliopsida; Lamiales; Phrymaceae. The record is from RefSeq and is a predicted model, not a curated record. Gene Ontology annotation, molecular function: copper ion binding.
AAAAACGAAUUCGUGACCAAAAAACCCUCAUAUGCUUCACCCUCGCACUGCAUUCCUCUCCGUUCUACUAGAAAGCCAGGAAAUCUGAAACCAACGCCAACAACAAGGUGAUACUUAAAAAGACUAAAAAGCCAAAACAAAAAAAGAAUUGCAAAAUUGACAUGGCAUUAAGACUUUCGUCGGUUGUCUCAUCCACAGUGGUUCGUCGGAGACUGCCUCUGGUAGGUGCUUUUUGUGUGCUCAGUUUCGGCCUUUCGAAUCUCUGCUCUAUUUGUCUCCCCUCUCAUACGGGUUUCGCUCAGUCGCUCCCCUCUGUUCUUCUUUUACGAUCAAGAUUUAGUGCGCAAACACGUAAGAACGCUCAUACGAUAAGAAUGGAAACAGAUAAGACGACUGUGCCCAGCAUUGUUGUGUAUGUUACGGUUCCGAACAAGGAAGCAGGGAAAAAACUGGCAGAAAGCAUAGUCAAAGAGCGGCUUGCAGCAUGUGUUAACCGAGUACCAGGUGUUGAAUCAGUUUAUGAGUGGAAGGGAGAGAUACAAACCGAUUCCGAGGAGCUGCUUAUAAUAAAAACUAGAGAGUCCCUUCUAGAAGCUCUAACACAGCAUGUGAAGGCAAAUCAUGAAUACGAGGUGCCUGAGGUGAUUGCGUUACCCAUAACUGGUGGCAAUUCACAGUAUCUGGAGUGGAUAAAGAACAGUACAAAGGACUAAAGAAGGUCAGGGGCGAUAUGGGAAUCGGAUUAUAUUAAAUUUCGUCUCUCGAAAAUCAUGUGUUUUCAUUGCACAUUGUAACAGUUAAUAAUUUGCGAAGGUCGUUAAGCAUUAUCGGAUUUUCGUUGAUAUUUUUUACUGAUAAAGAAGAAACCCAACCAAAGUAGAAUCUCGAUAAAUUAAUAGCAAUCACUUAAAUAAUAAUUUCUUCUGGUCCUGACUCGGUGUAAAUACACUAAAUUAUUAGUUCGAUAAUUUAAUAUUUCGUUAAA